AUGGCGGGUCCAUCACCAGCCGGCCACGGCGGCCAUCCAGUCCACGUACAUCCUGCAAGACCUCUCUACAGGUUCGCCGCAACCGGCUUAGGAGCAGCAAUGUGGUUCUUCCUUAUGUACCGAGCGCGCUACGACGGUCCGGUAUUACUCGGCUGGAGACACCCUUGGGAGCAUUGA
This is a messenger RNA of Baudoinia panamericana UAMH 10762, 177 nucleotides long. RefSeq lists its product as uncharacterized. The transcript has 2 exons. The coding region runs from base 1 to 177 and encodes 58 amino acids. Lineage: Eukaryota; Fungi; Ascomycota; Dothideomycetes; Mycosphaerellales; Teratosphaeriaceae. The record is from RefSeq and is a predicted model, not a curated record. Gene Ontology annotation, cellular component: mitochondrial inner membrane.